GACCCUGCAUAGCUAGCAGGCCAGGCCAGCACUCCACUCUUGUCAUUCUCUCUCCUCGUCGUCUUCCUGUGCUCCCCCUGUGCGCUCCCAAGCACAGGUGAUCCCGCGCGCCUUCCCUCCUCAACUUUACCCUUCUUCCUCCCCUCUCCCGUUCCGCGCCCAGAUCCCGAGGCCCCGCGCCCCUCCCCCCAGUCGCCGCAGCCGCCGCCGCCGCGGAUUCGCGGCCCCCUGUCAGGUUUUGCUUUAUGCCAGUUCAUGUGUCCGUGGAUAAUGGACUAAUCACUGCCCUGUUUCUGUGAGUCACCAUGGGAAGCAGUGGAGCUGAUACACCAGCUAAGACAAGCAAGGCAUCUGCAGCUCAGGAGCAACAGACACCUGCCACUUCAGGCACUGCAACACCGGCUGUUUACCCAGACUGGUCCAGCUUUCAGGGGUAUCCUGCUAUCCCGCCACAUGGGUUCUUCCCCUCACCGGUGGCAUCAAGUCCACAGGGCCAUCCUUAUAUGUGGGGAGCUCAGCCUAUGAUACCACCAUAUGGGACCCCACCGCCGCCAUAUGUCAUGUACCCUCCUGGAGUAUAUGCUCACCCAUCUAUGCCCCCGGGUAUGCAUCCAUUUACUCCUUAUGCUAUGACUUCUCCAAAUGGAAAUGCUGAUGCUACUGGAACUGCUGCUGCUGGUGAAACAGAUGGCAAGCCCUCUGAAGGCAAAGAUAAAAGUCCCACAAAAAGAUCCAAAGGAAGUUUAGGUAGCUUGAACAUGCUUACUGGAAAGAAUCCCACUGAACAUGGUAAGACCUCAGGAGCAUCAGCUAAUGGAGCAGUGUCUCAAAGCGGUGAAAGUGGGAGUGAAAGUUCAAGCGAAGGAAGUGAAGCAAAUUCUCAGAAUGAUUCACAUCACAAGGAAAGUGGACACGAACAAGAUGGAGAUAUUCAAAGUUCCCAGAAUGGUGUAUCACGCUCGCCAUCUGAGGGAAAGUUGAACCAAACUAUGGCAAUCAUGCCAAUGCCAUCUAGUGGCCCAGUACCUGGUCCAACUACAAACUUGAAUAUAGGGAUGGACUAUUGGGCUAACAUGGCAAGCUCCACUCCAAUUCAUGGUAAAGCGACCCCAACAGUUCCAGGCACUGUAGUUCCAGGAGAGCAGUGGAUACAGGAUGAACGCGAACUCAAAAGGCAAAGAAGAAAGCAGUCCAACAGGGAGUCUGCUCGCAGAUCUAGGUUGCGUAAGCAGGCUGAAUGCGAGGAGUUGGCUCAACGUGCUGAAGUUUUAAAGCAGGAAAAUGCUUCACUUAGAGAUGAAGUGAACCGUAUCAGAAAAGAGUAUGAGGAACUCCUAUCAAAAAAUAACUUACUAAAGGGAAAACUUGGAGACAAGCAACACAAAACUGAUGAGGCAGGACUUGACAAGAAGCUGCAACAUUCUGGCAAUGACAGCCAGUAAAAAGGAAACUAAUUGAGCUAUCAUGCACUGCUCUCUGAGCAUAGCCCUAACUAGAAUAUUGGGAGGCGCAAUUGUAGUAUGCGUAUUAACUCCUUACUUUAUUGCAGCUAAUUGUUACCAGGUUGUGAUAAUGUUAAUGCUUGUGUGUGGGUCGUUCCUGUUUCAGAUAUGUCUUGGCUUAUCUUUUAGAAGUCAAGAUGCGACUGGAAAUGUAGGUUGUGACCCAGUUCACUGUAUCUGUUAGAAAUAGUGGAUAAACUCAAAUUUACAGAUCUGUAUUGCUGACUAGUAUUGUUAUGUAUACCUGGCAAAAGACCGGUUUCUUUUAAUUCAGCCAUGUUGAACAUU
Phragmites australis (common reed) is the source of this 1790-nucleotide messenger RNA. RefSeq names its product bZIP transcription factor 1-B-like. The record is from RefSeq and is a predicted model, not a curated record. Gene Ontology annotation, biological process: regulation of DNA-templated transcription. The coding region runs from base 306 to 1442 and encodes 378 amino acids. The transcript is spliced from 13 exons. Gene Ontology annotation, cellular component: nucleus. NCBI's taxonomy places the organism in Eukaryota, Viridiplantae, Streptophyta, Magnoliopsida, Poales, Poaceae. Gene Ontology annotation, molecular function: sequence-specific DNA binding; DNA-binding transcription factor activity.